AUGCCGCCGCCGCCGCUCCCCCCGCCGCAGGGGCCGCCGCCGCCCACGCCGUCCGCGCGUCCGCCGACGCCAGCGCGCGAGCGGCCAGCAGACCCCGGCGCGACGGAAGAGCUCGUGUCGACGCGCCGCACGUCGGUCCGCUCGGCGCGCCACUCGAGAGCGGCAAUCUACGUCCAGCAGCAGGCGCAGUACGAAACCGACCGGCAGGCGACCACGCCGAGCCCCGUGUCGUCGGUCGCGCCGAGCGUGUCCACGUCCUCGUCGAGAAGAGUGCCCUUUCCCGAGUCGGCAGCAGCGGCUAGAGCAACGGCUACCCCAUCAUCGGUGGAGCACGAACCCCCAGCGCCGUCGAGCAUCGGACACGCAUCGAGUAUCGGCCACGCCCCAUCAUCGAGCUUUGGCCACAAGCCGACAUCGAGCUUUGGCCACGACUCUGGCGCCGCGCCGGCCGCCUUUGGGCAGGACGGGCCGUCGGCAACAUUCACCCCGUUGGAUCACGGGCCGAAACCCACCCCGCAGGCAGGCUCGACGUCGACGGCAUCGACAUAUCCCUCUGUUCCCAUCGCGCCACUGCCCGACUCGCUAUUGUGCCGGACUACCUUUAACGCCGUGGAGCACUCGGCGACAACGCUCAGGCGGUUAACAAAGACGGUACUCACGGCAUCGUCCACGGUUGUUGCGCUGCAUACACAGCUCGCAGCGGCCGAGGAUGACCUGCUAGUCGCUUUGGGCGAGCUCGGACGCUGGCUGGAAGGAGGGUACGGCGUCCGUGGAGACGUGUGGGAUGCCGAUGGUGGCAUCCGCAAGGUCGCGCGCGAGAAGCGGACACGUGAGAGGGAGGAGCUCGAGGUCAUGGUCGAACACAGCGUGCAGGCCGUCAAAGGCGAGAUCAAGCGCCAGGGCCUCGCGGGCGCUGGAGCGCAGCAAAAGUUCGAGGGAGUCGCGAAGCAGUUCUACGCGCAGACAGCGACGUACCUCGGCGAAGCGACGAGUUCGACCCCUGACCCAGCAUCAGACCUCGCGCAGGCGGCCCGGACGGCCCAGUUCGACCUCGUGCGGUACAACCAUCACUCGACGCUGCUGUACGCCGUGCCGCCUAGCUCGGUCGGCUGCCUCGAUCUGCUGGUGGGGCUCUACGCUUGGGUUGGAGCGCAGCUGUCGUCCGUGCCUGGUCGACGGGCCGACACACACGCUCAAAAGUUGACCAACGAUUUUGCGUCGCGCUUGAACCUGGGCGACGAUACGCCGACCCAGCGCGGACGGGCGCUGGCCGUUAGCGAGACGCCAGUGCCUAUCCUCUCGCGUGACGAUGCGGGCGCUCGAGGCAAUGUCGACGUGCUGGCGCGUGACUUGGCCCUGAGCCUUGCUCACUUGGUCCAGGUUCGAGGCGACUUGCUCGCUGGCUGGGCUGCGCGUGACCACCAGACUACGCUGUUGGAGGAGAACGCCAGAAGACUGGCCGACCAGGUGCCCGACACCGCCGGCUCAGUCAGGCACAUGUCGAUCGCGGACGAGCCUCCAGCGACGACGCCGCUUGCCGCUGCCGCCGCCGCCGUCGUCGGCAAGGAGAAGGGGGGUCGUCGGCACAAGAUCCAGAGUGCUGUUGGUGGCCGUAUUCGUGGCCUGUUCUCCUCGUCGUCGGCCGCGUCGUUACCUACGCUCGCGGAGCGUGCGCCACCAGUGUCGUCAAACUCGAUCCCACCGCCAAACUACAGAAAGAGUAUGGACGCGAGGCUGGAAGCUGCGUCGUCGGCGGCACCUGCGCGCGGUGUCGUGCACGUGUCGUUACCCCAGGCUGUGCCGCCUGUCCCAUCCUUACCGCCGGGGGCUGCCAGACCCCGGCUGCCGCCAAACUCUGCGCCCACAAGACCAGCACGUCCUGGAACAGCGCCGGAGCCAAGACCGUUUGGCAAGACAGGAAGACACUCGCUCCAAGUGUCGCCGUUUUCGUACACUGAGCAACCGCUCACUCGUACCAAGUCGAGCCAUGGGAGGUCGCAGUCGACCAACAGCGCAAUCACCAAGGCCCGGUCGUCGGCGCUAGCGGAGACCACGGCCAAGCUCAUGGGCACGGCCGCGGGUAGCGGCAGCCCUUCACUCGGUGGAGUCGGCGGCAUUGACGGCACCGGUGACGAAGAUGAUGCGCGCGCCGAGGUCGGCAGAGUCAGAGAGGGCGUGCUGUGGGGCACUGGAACCUGGGAGGAGCUCGACAAGGCCGGUGGUCGAGGCCGCUGGGAUCGCCUCUUUGUUGUCCUUGCCCACUCCAACAUCUACGAGUACCGCGAAGCCAACGCUGGCAAGACCGAGUCGGCCGCGACCGUCAUCGACCUCAAGUUUGCGAGUGUGCGCGAGGGCCGCGGAACAGAUCGCCGCUUCGCUUUUGAGAUCGUCACGCCGUCGCAUGGCCGGCGGCUGUAUCAGGCGACGUCCGAGGCCGAGAUGAAGACGUGGAUCUACGCCAUCUGCAACGCGAUCGAGUCGUGCAUCAACGGCACUGCCACCUUGCGCGCAAGCGACAAGCCUUACCCGACCAACGUCCUUGACGAGUACAUCAAGGCGGCGCCGCCGACGCCCAAGCCUGGGUUCUUGAACAAGUCGGCCAAACACACGUCGAUGCCGGCGAGCUCGGCGUUACGCGAGGCUGAAGCACAGAGAGCACGACGAACGAGCUUCAAAAACAAGCUCAAGCAGUCUGCCGAGUCGGCGGGAGACAAACUGCGCCCAGUGACACGCAACUCGCUUGGCGCAGACAUGUCGAGACCGGCGUUCUUUGCGCAGGGCGGGAGAAUGCCGAGUUAUGGCAGCACGGGUAGUGCGUCGGGACUUGUAACAGCUCCUCUGUCCGGUGCCGGUGGCCACCACGGUGGCGGCGACACGUCUUCGAUCGGAAGCCACCACAGGUCUUCUUGGUACGAGGACGACGGGGAGAUUGAGAAGAGAGUGCUGGAGAUGGCUGGGCUUGGCGGAGUAGGCGCGGCUCAGGAGACGCUGAUCGACGAGCGGCGGCAAUCGGUUGAUGCGAGGGCAAGAACUAGUGCCAUCCCUCCGUCGUCUACGCCUCCGGCUGCCAUCGGCCCGCCGGCAAACCCUGGCCCUUUGCAGGAGCUGCAGAGGGACGACCCGGGCGUUGUGGUCGACAUGGCGCUGUUGCGGCGGAUCGCCGACACGGGCGCGAACCGCCGAUGUGCCGACUGCGGCAAGGGCAUGAAGAGUAGUCGCUGGGCGACGCAGAGUGAGUUGACCUUCCGGGGUCAAGGACCCAGUGCUGAUGCUCCAGGCCUGCGCGACUUCCCCAUGGUCAUGUUCCUGUGUAUCCGCUGCUGCGGCCUGCACCGUGGGCUGGGGACGCACAUUUCCAAGCCGCGGUCGGUCGACCUGGACAACUGGACACCCGAGUCGAUCCUACUCGCAAGGGAGUGGGGCAACGAGCGGGGUAACGCGGUUUGGGAGCGGCGCAAGCCGGUGGGGCAUGUGGCGACGGACGACGACAUCGCCGCAUACAUCCAGGCCAAGUAUGUCGAGGGGCGAUGGCUCGCGCCGAGCAACCGCGCGGCAUUUGGGUUUACGCCGAGCGGCACUGGCAGCGCGACGACGAGCGCUACGCCGUCGCCUCAGAUUGGGCGGGCGUUCUAGGGACGACGAGCAUGAAUGGAUGACUACUGCAUGACUAGUUUUAGUAAGGCCUGGUGCCGUCUAGGGAUGCUGGGAUGCAUGGGA
Molecule: messenger RNA, 3717 nt
Organism: Vanrija pseudolonga
Lineage: Eukaryota; Fungi; Basidiomycota; Tremellomycetes; Trichosporonales; Trichosporonaceae
Gene: SPAC824.09c
Exons: 4
Coding region: 1-3633 (1210 amino acids)
Molecular function (GO): GTPase activator activity
Source: RefSeq, a predicted model, not a curated record